Impatiens glandulifera is the source of this 1336-nucleotide messenger RNA. Its product is annotated as WAT1-related protein At2g37460-like. The record is from RefSeq and is a predicted model, not a curated record. Gene Ontology annotation, cellular component: plasma membrane. Lineage: Eukaryota; Viridiplantae; Streptophyta; Magnoliopsida; Ericales; Balsaminaceae. Bases 59 to 1207 code for a protein of 382 amino acids. Gene Ontology annotation, molecular function: transmembrane transporter activity. The transcript is spliced from 7 exons.
AGAUUUAUCUACUUGUACACAACAACUAGAAGUUUUUUGUCUAAAGAGUGUGAGAGCAAUGACGUACCAACUACAAAUCCAGCCUAAAUCAAAACUGUAUCAUAGAAUGAAGCCCUUCUUAGCGGUUACCUUCUUGCAAUUUGGGCUUGCAGGAAUGGACAUUCUUUCAAAGGCAGCGCUCAAUGAAGGAAUGAGCAACUAUGUAUUUGUUGUUUAUCGACAUGCCAUUGCCACCAUUGUCUUUGCACCUUUCGCGUUCGUGCUAGAAAAGAAAGUAAGGCCAAAGAUGACUUGGAAGAUCUUUUUAAAGUUGAUGAUACUCAGUAUACUUGAGCCGGUGAUCGACCAGAACCUUUACUUUUUGGGGAUGAAAUAUACAACAGCAACAUUUGCAGCUGCCAUGUGCAAUGUUCUUCCUGCAAUAACAUUUGUUAUGGCCUGCAUCUUUGGGCUUGAGAAGAUUAGAAUUAAUAGCACUCAUAGCCAAGCUAAGGUAAUUGGGACAAUAACCACUCUUGGGGGAGCCAUGCUCAUGACACUAGUUAAAGGCCCUGUUCUAGACCUAGUAUGGACAAGAGGAAGAACCAACCAUCACACAAAUGGGAAUUUUGUAACUCUUAGACAUUCUAUAAAGGGAUCCCUCAUGAUCACCACUGGUUGCUUUAGCUGGGCUUCUUUCAUGAUUUUGCAGGCCGUGACACUUGAAACUUAUCCUGCCGAACUCUCUCUUACGGCUUGGAUAUGUUUAUUGGGAACCGCUAAUGGAUCUAUUGUGGCACUUGUAAUGGAAAGAGGCAACCCAGCUGCCUGGGCUAUAAACUGGGACACUAAGCUACUAGCUGCUCUCUACAGUGGAAUUGUAUGUUCAGGUCUUGCUUAUUACAUCCAAGGAUUGAUAAUGAAAGAUAGAGGACCUGUUUUUGUAACAGCCUUUAAUCCUCUUAGUAUGGUCAUUGUAGCCAUUUUGAGCUCGUUUAUUCUAGCCGAGCAGAUGUAUAUGGGAAGAGUUCUUGGGGCUGUAGUCAUAGUUGCUGGUCUCUACCUUGUUGUUUGGGGAAAAAGCAAGGAUUAUAAGUCCUCUUCUGAAUUGGAUGAGAAGCAAAUAAACGAUGCAGGAAACAAAAUGGAUGAAGUGCAAACACAUGAGAUAUCCAUUGAAGUGUUCAAGAAACAAAACAGUGAGGGGGAGAAGCAGAUUCCAGUCUAAUUACCACCAAAUUAGGCUAACAUAUUUUGUAACAAGCAAUUUUUCAUGUUAAAAAUUUGAUCUUUUAUUACUGGUAAUGCUGACUGUCUAUUCAACAAGAGCUUUAAAUGGCAUUUGGUGAAGGAAGUA